This is a messenger RNA of Schistosoma haematobium, 785 nucleotides long. Its product is annotated as Ragulator complex protein lamtor3. Gene Ontology annotation, cellular component: Ragulator complex. Gene Ontology annotation, biological process: positive regulation of TOR signaling; cellular response to amino acid stimulus. The transcript is spliced from 5 exons. Lineage: Eukaryota; Metazoa; Platyhelminthes; Trematoda; Strigeidida; Schistosomatidae. The coding region runs from base 346 to 681 and encodes 111 amino acids. The record is from RefSeq and is a predicted model, not a curated record.
UGGCGAUCCACUGCUACUAGGCACGGAAGCCCGUUAAGCGAAAGCUUCUUCUGUUUCGUCCACAACCAUUUGAACGUUAUCCUUAUUCAAUAGCGCGAAACACAGGGUGCACGGUACAUCCCAGUGUCUAUGAAGUUCCAAACAUAACUCGGCCGCAGUAUCUCUCACCUCUGAAAACAACAGAAAUUGAUUUUAACGUUGCGGAUGUCUGAGUCUGCUUGUGACUAUCUUAAGAGGUUUCUGUCUGAGUGAGUUUUUUGUUUAUUUGACCAUAUAAAUAGAGUUGAUGGGAUCCUCGGUAUCUUUGUUGCGGAUAAAGACGGGGUCGUUGUUGCAAGUGCCACAAUGGAUGAUAUGCCUGAUCAAGCACGCUCACCAUAUGUUACUGCUGCUUUUAUCGUAUCAUUACAACAAGUAAACAAACUAGAUCUUGGAGAUUUAGAAUGGAUGAUCACUAGUUAUCAAGAGAUGGUGAUCUGCCAGUUUCAUUUUACAUGCCAAUCAGCUUUACCAUUAUUUCUGACGGUUGUUGGCUCCAGUGAAUGCAAUAUAGGAGCUAUAAUCGCACUUGAACCAUCCAUUCGUCCGUUAUUAAAUCGUUUAGCCCCGGAAGCAUCAUCAAGAAUACAGAAUGAAGCUAUGCUAAGCCGUACCACAAAUGGUCCUUAUUUUCGAGUAUAAUACUCAUUAAGUUUUGGAAUUAUUUUUCGGAGCCGAUUUUUUAGUUGUAUAAUUUAUCUUGUAUAUUAAUCAGAAACUGUACAAUAAUACUAUUAAAAUUUACA